AUGACUUUCACCAUGAAACUACCUACGUGUCACAAUUUCCAGAGUGUCCCCGAUGGUCCUGAGCCAGUAUUGGUAGGGUCUCCACAACGCGCGCCGCCGCAGGCUUCGCCCACCAGGCCCAGCCCUGAACAGGCGGUCGCUACGGUGACCCUAUCCGAGAGUCAAACUAACAAGCUUCGCGCCGACUUGGGCGUGGUGGAAGGCAACAUGGCCGUCAUGAACGACAUGCUUAACGAGCUCACGUCGCAGCCGCCCGCCGCGCACCACCCCAGCGAUAUAGAAUUGCUUAACGAGCUAGCAGACACCUUGCGAGCCAUGCAGACGCGUGUUGCCGAGUUAGUAGGGCGGCUGGCAGGCGAGUCGCCUCUCACAGCUGAGCUGCUGCACGCCAACGACCGUCUGAACAACCUGCUGCUGCGGCACCAGCGCCACGUCAACAACCGGAAUGCUGUGACUGGAGCCACCCCUUCUGCUAUCUUGGGCGCUGCUAUGGGCGUGCCUAAAAACGAAUCACCAAAGAAGCCUGAAGAUGACGCCUUGAUCGACUUGAGCGAUGAUGUGCCGGACGUCGCAAAACUGAGCGUGAAAGACUCGCAGCCCGAUCGAUCGCCUGGGCAGGCGUCGAAGGACGAGUUCGAUAUGUUCGCGCAGUCGCGGAACGUUACCUACGAAACAUCUAAAACUGGUGGCAGCAGCUACGCAGACAACUUGGAGGAGCAGACGGGCGGCAGCCUGGCCGCCGCCGCCAGCCAGCGAGCCACGCAGGGCCAGCCGCUGCCCACAGGGAUGGAUCAGAGAGAGAUAGAUGAGAUAGCCGCUUGGUUAGAACAAGAGAAGGCCGCAACAGACGCAAACGGCGCCCAAGAGAGCGUAACCAGCAGCGAUUUCGACAAAUUCCUCGCGGAACGCGCCGCCGCCGCCGAAAGCCUUCCCAACGCCGACAACCGGGCCCAAAGCACUCCCUCGCAAACACCCCGCCACCGCCAGAUCAAGAAGGAGGAACAGGACUCCAUGUUUGCGCUCUGAUGCGGUUGAGGACAGGAUACGCGGUUACCCCAGGUAGGACGAUGAUAGGGCUCGGAUUUUAGGUGUUAACUUCAAUGUUAUUUUAGUAAGAACUAAUUUUGGCUUUUCAAACAUACUUUUGGUCAAUUUUGAAUGUAACUACAGAUCUAAAGACUUUUUCAAAUAAGACGUUUUGAGACGGAUGCCUGUCGCAUAUCGUUCGUUUGUAGAACUCACACGGAAAAUUGUAUGAUAAUUGCGUUGGAAUAAAAUUGACAAGUACCAACAGUA
Messenger RNA from Ostrinia furnacalis (Asian corn borer), 1296 nucleotides. Its product is annotated as TOM1-like protein 2. The transcript has 10 exons. Bases 1 to 1026 code for a protein of 341 amino acids. The record is from RefSeq and is a predicted model, not a curated record. Gene Ontology annotation, biological process: signal transduction. Gene Ontology annotation, cellular component: endosome; membrane. Lineage: Eukaryota; Metazoa; Arthropoda; Insecta; Lepidoptera; Crambidae. Gene Ontology annotation, molecular function: phosphatidylinositol binding; ubiquitin binding; clathrin binding.